UUUCAUCCGUUGGGGUCACGGAGGAGCAUCCUUGCUGCCUCACCAUCCUCGUCCUCACUGCCCUGACCUCCCAGGCGCAUUCGGCCCUGGGAAGAUGAGCGCGAGGAAGGCCGCUGGCUCGACGGAGGCGGCGAAGGGGGCCGAGGAGGAUCGCGGGACGUGGGGGAACCAGUGCGAGUUCUUCCUGUCGUGCCUGGGCUACGCCGUCGGCUUCGGCAACGUGUGGAGGUUCCCUUACCUCUGCUACAAGAACGGCGGCGCGGCCUUCCUCAUUAACAGUAAAAGCACUAGUGCCAUGCUUGUCUGGGUCUCUUGGCCUCCCGAUCUUCUUGCAUUUGAGGACGCUCUGCCACAGUCUCGCCAGUACCGAUUGGGCUGGGGCAUGGUCGUGAUUCCUCUCCUGACGGCGCUCUCCUUCAACGUGAUCAUCGCCUGGUCCUUCUUCUACAUCUUCGCCUCCUUCAGCGACGUCUUGCCCUGGAGCCGCUGCGACAAUGACUUCAAUUCCGUUAACUGCUUCACGGACGCAGAGGCCGAGGCCUGCAAGAAUUCCUCCCUCGUUUACUUCAACCGGACCUGCCUCAGCGUCGGGGACUACUGCGGUCUGGCUGGCCUGAGGAAGCUCAACGAGACCCACUGCCACGACCCUGCCAAUGGGUCAGCUUGGGUCAGACCCGUCGAGACAGUUCUCACGAGGAUUUCAGCCAGCGAGGAUUAUUUCAAGAACCGGAUGCUGGGCGUCACGGGGCGCUCCUGGGACGACAUGGGCGGCCUCAGGUGGGAGCUGGUGGGCUGCCUGGCGCUGGCGUGGGUGAUCGUGGGCCUGUGCUUGGCCAAGGGCAUCAAGUCGUCCGGGAAAGUCGUCUACUUCACCGCCCUCUUCCCCUACGUCAUCCUCGCCAUCCUCUUCGUCAGGGGCAUCACUCUGGACGGGGCGAUGAAGGGGAUCGACUUCUACUUCCUGCAGCCGGACUUCUCUCGCCUGACGGAGGUGGAGGUGUGGAGCGACGCCGCCAUUCAGAUCUUCUACUCUCUCGGCGUCUCCUUCGGUUGCCUCAUCACUCUUUCUUCUUACAAUAAGUUCAACAACAACUGUAUGAGAGACGCCAUCAUCAUCGCCUUCUCCAACUGCUCGACGUCCGUGUUCGCCGGCUUCGUCAUCUUCAGCAUCCUGGGCUUCCUGGCGCAGGAGCUCGGCGUGGAGGUGAAGGACGUGGCUUCCUCGGGCUCUGGGUUGGCCUUCAUCGUGUAUCCUGCGGCGGUGUCCCUCCUGCCCCUCCCGCAGCUGUGGUCUGUCCUCUUCUUCGUCAUGCUCAUCAACAUUGGCUUGGCGUCGCAGCUGACGAUGGUCGAGACCGUGACCACCACCCUGUUCGACUACAUGCCCUCCCUCAGGAGCCGGAAGCCCCUCGUCGUCGCCUGCGUGUGCUUCGUGAUCUUCCUGAUGGGGCUCUCGAUGUGCCUCGAGGGCGGGAUACUCAUGUUCGAGCUCUUCUUCUGGUACUCCGCCGGGAUCUCCGUCAUCAUCCUGGCCAUCACGCAGAUCCUCGCCGUCAUCUGGGUCUACGGUUUCCGAAGAUUCCUGAGUAACAUCAAGGAAAUGGGCGUGUACAUCCCCGCCCCUCUGAAGGCGUACUGGCUGGUCACUUGGAUCUUCAUUACGCCCGUGCUGCUCGUGCUGAUCUGCUUCUUCUACAUCUACUUCUUCGUGCCGGCGUACUGGGGCGACUACGUGUUCCCGCCCAGCAUCCAGGUCCUGGGCUGGCUCCUCUCCGCCUCCUCCAUGGGCCUCAUCCCCCUCGGAGCCCUCGCCGCCCUCUGCAAGACCAAGUCCUUCAGGGGACUUUUCCAGACCUCGCCCGACCUGUGUCCUGCGCACGUCAGGUCACAGAGGGCGGCGCAGCAGGGGAGUCCUGCGCCCCGGUUCGAGUAUAACAACGCGGCGUUUGAAGGGUCGCGGGCGAAGGUGUGUCCUGAACUCCCAUCGGCAGAGUGAUACAAGACAAACAAAAAAAAUACAGAAUCUCAGAGAAAGAAAGAAAGAAAAAAAA
Penaeus vannamei (Pacific white shrimp) is the source of this 2051-nucleotide messenger RNA. NCBI's taxonomy places the organism in Eukaryota, Metazoa, Arthropoda, Malacostraca, Decapoda, Penaeidae. The record is from RefSeq and is a predicted model, not a curated record.